UGUGUGUGCAAGCGUCUUUCCAGGCGAGCGUGCGCGGGGCCACCUCCCUCUCCGCUUCAGACUGCGCCCAUCCCCCCUACGGCGCUGCUCCUGGCCGCCCUGCCCCCUCCCUCCGCCGCAGGCCAGCUCACCCGUGCCACGCCAGCGGAUGGGCUGUCCAUCCGCUGGUCUUCCUCCCUCCGCGUGGACGCCUCUGGGCACGGUGCCCUCCUCGGCCCCCUGGGAGCCGUGCUCAGGUCGUGCCUGCCCCUGAGGAGGCCCUUUGACGUGAGGUGCUUGCUUUCCAGGAUGGACUUCCCCAGCCCCCUCCGCCCGGCCCUCUUCACAACUGGUCCCCUCGGCAUGAGUGACGGCCCCGACUUGUCGUUCAUGUGUAGCUGGAGAGACGCCCUGACCCUCCCAGAGCCCCCGCUGCCCGGCUCCCAGCGUGGGGCGCCGUGCCCGGCCCAGGACCUGCUGUGGGAGCCAGCGCUGCCGGGACCCGUCCCCCUGCUGCCCCCCAGUCCCGAUCCCUGGGACCCCGGGGUGACAGCACGUGACCUCCUCUUCCGGUGCGCGUACCACUACCGGAGGCAGCCCCAGGCUGUGCUGGACGUCACUGAGCAGCUCAGCCACUUCCUGUGGGACCAUGGGGACAUGGCCUUCGCGCCCCUGGGGAGGCUGAUGCUGGAGAACUUCAAGCUGGAGGGAAGCCGGAGCCGCUCCAAGAAGGUGACGGUCGUCAAUGUCAAGAACCUGCUCCGGGACCUCAGCGGACACCAGCCCUGGGGGUGUCCCUGGGCUCACCUCAGCCACCGGCAGCGCCGCUUCUCCAUCCUCGGGGGCCCCGUCCUCAGCAGGGCGGUCUCGAGCCUGCUGGGGCGUCUGCUGCGCGAGGAGCUGGCCCUGCGCUGGGAGCAGCUGCUGCUGGACGAGGCCUUCACCGGGGGCGCCCUGGCCUGGCUGCCCGGCAGGACCGCGGGCACCGGGCAGCUGGUCUACCCCACCGGAGGCGCCCUGGACCAGCUGCAGCUCCAGGAGGUCAGCCUGACAUCCACCGGCGACCCUCAGGUCCUGGGGGACCCCGGAUGCAUCCAGCUCCGGGGCCCCGUGCGCCAGGUUGUCACCCGCACCGUCCAGGGAGAAGCGCUUCUGGCCGUCCGCUCUGACUACCACUGCGCCGUGUGGAAGGCGGGCGGGCAGGGCCGGCCGGCCCCUCUGCAGGUGCUCCGGGUGGAGAAGGGCGCCACCGGGGUCAGCCUCAGCCCCCACCUGCCGGGGGAGCUGGCCGUGUGCAGCCGCUCCGGAGCCGUGUGUCUGUGGACGCCCCACGACGGGCUGCAGCAGAUCUACAAGGACUCCGACACCCUCGUGUUUCGGGACCUUUCUCCCUGGCGCUGGGCAGACUUCACGGCCCACCCUCGGGUGCUCACCGUGGGUGACCGCACCGGUGUGAAGAUGAUCGACACGCAGGCGCCCCCGGGCUGUGGGCUGAUGCUUUUCCGAGGGGGAGCAGAGGCUUCCUGCCAGAAAGGGGAGCGCGUGCUGCUCGUCCAGUACCCGGGCCCGGCGGCCGCCACACGUCUCCCGCCCACGCUGCACCUCAUCUGCACCCAGUUCUCCCUCUACCUGGUGGACGAGCGCCUCCCCCUGGUGCCAGUGCUGAAAUGGGACCACGGCCUGGCCUCCCCGCCCCUGCUGGCCCGCCUGCUGCCUCCUCCUGGCCCCAGCUGCCCCCAGCCUCUGCUUCUGGGGGGCCAGGGGGGGCAGCUGCAGCUGCUGCACAUCGCAGGAGAUGGGGCCUCCCCACCCCGGCUGGCAGCACCCCCCCAGUCCCUGCCCUCCAGCUCCGACUCCCUCUCUGCCUUUCCCCUGCUGGAUCCCAAGAGCCAGCAACAGCUGCAAGAGCGGCUACAAGCUCCGACCAUAGGCCUGUCGGCCACCCUGGCCCCCCAUGCCUCCUCCGCGCCGGUCCUGUGCGUCUUCCAGCUCUCGGCCGCAGGGGACGUGUUCCACCAGCGCCUCUGCCUGCAGGCGGCCCCCAGCCUCAGCGAUGCGGGGGCUCCGGGUGGCCCCGGGCCCCGCCGCCCUCCUGCCAGCGCGGCCGCGCCAUCCUGGGACUCGCAGGCCGCUGCCCACUGCCGCCGAUGGCUGGAGGCGCUGCUGCAGGUUCCCCCUGCACCCCCUCUGUGGACCGCACCCACCUUCUCGCACCGCCAGCUCCUGGGCCGCCUGGAACUGCAGCAGGGCUCCGGGAGGACGGCAGAGCGGCUCCGGACGGCCAUGGCGGAGGGGCGGCUCCUGCAGCGCGGGGACCUGGGCCCCCCCCUCCCUGCGGCAGAGCCGCCCCCCGCCCCCGAGCCGGGCCCUCGGGACGAGCUCACUGAGCGGCUGGGGGAAGCCUGGGCCGGCCGGGGCGCCGCCGGGUGGGGGAGACAGCAGGACCAGGCCUCGGGGCCCAGGAAGCAGGCCAGGCGCUCCAAGCGCCGGACUCAGCUGUCCAGCACCUUCUCGCAGACCAGUUGCAUGGACGCCCUAGACGACCCCGGCAGCCCUGGCCCCGGCCAGAGCCCCCCAGGGGCCAGGUCCCAGCCCCCAGGAACACCGCCCUCCCGGGCGUCCGGAGUCCCCUCAGAGCGGCGGCAGCCCCUCCAGGACCGCGCGGCCGGGCUGCCGGCUCAGGCCAGCCCCGAGCGGGCCACCGCGCCCGCCUCCAAGCCCACACCCAGCCUCCCCGGCUCCCAGCCCUCCCGGAAGAAGCCGCGCAUGGGCUUCUGAGGGCCCCGUCGGCUGGAGUCGGGUGGGAGCGGGGGGAGCAUCUGCUUGGUUUGCGUGCAGUGCCGUCCCCUGGGACCUGCUGUGACACCCCGAUUCUGCAGGGCCCCCUGCAGGAUGUGUGGGUCCCCACCUAGAAGGAACAGCAAGCAGUCUGCACUGUGCCAACAACACGUUUAUAAUCACAUCACCUGACUGCAUUAGCCACGUGUCUGUGUACAGGGAACCUGGGGUCCCACACAGGAAGGGGCGGUGCCCGGGGACCCCUCACAGCCCUCUCAAAAUGGGCUCCGUGGCCGCCCUUCGGGAGGAAGGGUAGCCCGCACCCACUCGCUGUCCCUGCCAGUUUGAUGGUGAGGGGUUCAGUCCAAGCCAAACUCAAUGUCCUCUCGGCCUGUCCCUGCGCUGAGCUUGGCCACAGACCAUGCCUCGUGCCUUUCCGUUCUGUCACCUAAAGACAAGAAGAAGAGAAGGCCACUCAGUGUCCCAUUGGUGGUGUCACGCGGCUUCCUGCCUGCGGGUCCCCCGUUCUCCAGGGCAGUAGACACUCGGCCCGCUGCCCUUGCCG
This is a messenger RNA of Perognathus longimembris pacificus (Pacific pocket mouse), 3322 nucleotides long. RefSeq names its product TATA-box binding protein associated factor, RNA polymerase I subunit C (gene Taf1c). Gene Ontology annotation, biological process: transcription by RNA polymerase I. NCBI's taxonomy places the organism in Eukaryota, Metazoa, Chordata, Mammalia, Rodentia, Heteromyidae. The record is from RefSeq and is a predicted model, not a curated record. Gene Ontology annotation, molecular function: RNA polymerase I core promoter sequence-specific DNA binding; protein binding. Gene Ontology annotation, cellular component: fibrillar center. The transcript is spliced from 14 exons. The coding region runs from base 289 to 2757 and encodes 822 amino acids.